Paramisgurnus dabryanus is the source of this 4446-nucleotide messenger RNA. It is a transcript of the gene itga2.2, whose product is annotated as integrin, alpha 2 (CD49B, alpha 2 subunit of VLA-2 receptor), tandem duplicate 2. Gene Ontology annotation, cellular component: external side of plasma membrane; integrin complex. Gene Ontology annotation, molecular function: integrin binding. The record is from RefSeq and is a predicted model, not a curated record. Gene Ontology annotation, biological process: integrin-mediated signaling pathway; cell adhesion mediated by integrin; cell-matrix adhesion. NCBI's taxonomy places the organism in Eukaryota, Metazoa, Chordata, Actinopteri, Cypriniformes, Cobitidae.
CUCACACAUAGAUACACGCACACACACAUACAUAUACACUGGAGUGCAUGCGGAUACAUUGCAUACAUAGCUUGUGUGCAUCCUGAAUAAUAUAAUGGAUUUAAACAUGAAAAAUCUGCGGUUCCUCAUCUUUUUGUGUUUUAGUAUCGAUAUCUCUCAAGGUUUUAAUGUGGGCACUUCUGGAGCCAGGAGCUUCUCAGGGUUAGCGGCAGAACAGUUUGGUUACACAGUGCAACAGUUUAGCAACAGUCAAGGAAAAUGGCUCCUGGUGGGUUCUCCUUGGAAGGGAUACACUCAGAACCGAAAGGGAGACAUCUAUAAGUGUGACCUCAGCAACCCAGGCACCAGCUGUCAGACUCUUAAUCUUCAAAAUUCUGUCAACAUGCCAGCCAUCUCCAAUGGCAACAACAUCAACAUGAGUCUAGGACUGACUCUCACUCGAACAACCAAAAAUGGCGGGUUUUUGACUUGUGGUCCUCUGUGGGCGCAGCUCUGUGGUAGUCUGUACUUCUAUCCUGGAGUCUGCGCAGAUGUGAGCCCUCAGUUUUCGCUUCUGUCAGCUUUCGCACCGGCCGUCCAAACAUGUGGCAGUCUUAUGGAUAUUGCCAUUGUUUUGGACGGAUCUAACAGCAUAUACCCGUGGGAACCAAUUGUAGAUUUUCUCAAGAAACUGUUGGAAAGUUUAGAUAUUGGACCUGAAAGCACUCAGGUCAGUGUCAUGCAGUAUGCUGUUGAUGCUUCGUUCGAGUUCAAACUGAAUUCCUAUAACACAAAAGAGUCCAUGAUUAAAGCUGCUUCAAAUAUUAAGCAGAUGGAGGGAUUAGAGACAAACACAUUCAAAGCCAUUGAAUUUGCCAGAAAUAAUGCAUUCCUAACCAAAAACGGAGGUCGUCCCGGGGCCUCUAAAGUGAUGGUGGUGGUCACUGAUGGAGAGUCACAUGAUGCAAGACUCAGGAAUGCUGUGAUUCAGGCGUGUGACAAGCAAAAUAUCACACGCUUUGGCAUUGCGGUGCUUGGAUAUUAUAUAAGAAAUGAGAUUGACACAAGUAAACUUAUUGCCGAGAUUAAGUCCAUAGCCAGUUCUCCGGCUGAGAAAUACUUCUUCAAUGUGUCUGAGGAGGCGGCUCUUAUAGAGAUCGUUGGAACUCUCGGAGAUCGAAUCUUCAACAUUGAAGGUGUGGGAAAAGCAGUCAGCGAUUUUAACAUGGAGAUGUCCCAAGUGGGUUUCAGUGCACACCAGACCAAAAAUAAGGAUGUGAUCAUGCUGGGUGCAGCCGGAGCAUACAACUGGAUUGGGACCAUCGUUCACCAGACUGCAGGGAGAUCAGACAUUUUACCCAAAAAUGUGUUUGAGAAGGUUCUGGAGGACAAUAACCAUGGUUCAUUACUUGGAUACUCUGUCAGCACUUUAACUGACGGCUCUUCAGAGUUUUAUGUGGCUGGUGCUCCUCGUGCCGUUCAUAGAGGACAAGUUAUAGUUUACACCAUGAAUAGCCAAAGACAACCCGUCAUUGUGGAUUCACAGAGAGGAGAUCAGAUCGGGUCUUAUUUCGGCAGCGUCCUCUGUCCUGUUGAUGUGGAUGCUGACGGUGUGACUGAUGUGCUGCUGGUUGGAGCUCCAAUGUACAUGAAUGACGAGAAGUUUGAAACAGGGAGAGUUUACCUCUUUUCCAUUACUAAGGGUGUCUUGAGUAACCAGGGUUUCUUGGAGAGCUCCCAAAUGAACGCUCGGUUUGGAAUGGCCAUCACUGCUGUACGUGAUCUUAACCUGGACGGCUUUAGUGAUGUGGUGGUCGGAGCUCCACAGGAGGACAAUAGCCACGGUGCCAUUUACAUCUACUUCGGAGAUCGAAAAACCAUCAGAAAGCAGAGCUCACAGAAAAUUCUUGGUUCACGCUUGGACCAAUUUAGAUACUUUGGACGUUCUCUAGAUGGCAGCAUGGAUAUGAACGGUGAUUCGGUCCCAGAUGUCGCUGUAGGGGGUUUUGGAAAGGUGGUCCAACUCUGGACCAGAGGGAUUGCAGUGGUCACGGCAAAGGUUUCCUUCAACCCUGAUAAGAUCAGCAUUUUGAGUAAAUCCUGUCGAUAUGGUGGCAGGCCGGUGUCCUGCUUUAAGGCUAAAGUCUGUUUCAGCGCAUCGUUCAGGCCGACUAAAUCAAAGGCCGUGGCAGAUAUCAAGUACAACCUGACCCUGGAUGCGGAUCUGCAGUCGUCCCGAGUGAGCUCGCGAGGUCAUUUCAGUAAUCUGGAUCGAGUCGUGCAGAAGGACAUCAGCGUCACUUCGCAGGACAUGUGUGACGAAUAUGAAGUCUAUGUGCAGGAGACUCCUGACCUGGUCAAUUCUAUCGCUCUGCGUGUGGAUGUCACUCUCGGCCAUCCAGAUGCCGACCCUGUUUUAGACAUCUUUAGUCCGUCUGCAUGGGAGUCUUUUAUCCCGUUCUCAAAGGAUUGUGGUUCAGAUGAGGUCUGCUACUGUGAUUUGGUCCUAAGUGUAGAGAGCGAAGAAAAACUAGGCAAAAAUCCACUGGUGGUCAGCCAGAACAAGAGAAGAUUGUCAUUCACAGUGACAGUAAUGAAUAGAAAGGAAAACGCAUACAAUGCAAGAGUAUCUGCCAGUUACUCCAAUAAUCUCUUCUAUGCUUCUGUUACACCAAUGAAUGAUGGAUCAGAGAUAAAGUGCACAUUGAUAAAAGAAUCAGAUACACUUGUGUGCCUAGUGAGUUAUCCAGCCCUAAAAACAGAUCAAUCGGCUUCAUUUGUGAUCAACUUUGACUUUAAUUUGAACCAGCUACAAAAAGAUGCCAAAGUUGUGUUUGAGGCCAUAAGUGAUAGCACAGAGGAAUCUCCAGCUGAUAACAAGAUCUCUGUUUCUAUACCUGUCCAAUAUAACUCGGAGAUCAUCCUAAGCAGAGAGGCAAACAUAAAUGUUUAUUUACUCGAGAGAGAUGAUGAAAUCGCAACCACAGUGAAGAAAUUCAAGGACAUUGGCCCAGAUUUUAAUUUUAAUUUGAAGAUCUCAACAGGAACUGUUCCAGUCAGCCUCAUUUACCUCACCGUCUCACUGCCCAACAGCACCAAAACUGGAAAUCCUCUGCUGUACGUGACCUCGGUUAAAACGUCACCUCCUGAAAAGAUACACUGUGCAGACAGCCAUCUGAUUGAUCCAUUUAAGAUCAGCGAAAAACCUUAUAGCGCCGGAAUAACCGAGGAGAGCUUCAGAGGAACAAAGGAUCUGAACUGUAAAACUGCAUCAUGUCAGUCAAUGAAAUGCAUCCUGAAGGACCUGGAAGAGAAGAAGGAUUAUUAUGUCAAUGUGACUACCAAAAUAUGGACGGCUACUUUUGCAAAGGCUGAUUUCCUGUCCGUCUUACUUUCUGUGGGAGCUGACAUAGAGACAUCUCAAUCUGAUUUACUCUUCAUUGAACAGAAGCAUUUGGAGGUUGGACUCACAGUGAGCAAACCUGGAGCUAAAGGAGAUGUUCCAGUUGGAGUUAUCGCAGGCAGUGUUAUCGGUGGUCUGUUGUUAUUGGCUCUUGCAGUUGCAUUGCUAUGGAAGCUUGGCUUCUUCAAGAGAAAAUAUCAACCACUGAUGAAGAACGCAGAGAAUGGAGCCGAGGCUCAGGAACUGGAGGAGAACCCCGAGUAAAGACUCUGAAUUCACUUCAAUUCUUCAUUCUGAACUUCUACAUGUAGGUCACUGUUACAGUUGCUAGACCUAAAUAUUAGUUCACACCAGUUACCAUUCACAUUAUUGGCAUUCCAUUCAUACAGUAUCUGUGACCCUGUCUUUAAAAUCCAAGCUGAAAUAUUAUAAGCUGAUUAAGAGCAUCAAAGUUUGAUUUCACUCAGUCGAUAUGAAAGAUAUCAAGGUUAUAUUUUUACAGAUUGUUCUUUAUAUUACGUAGCGUAGGAUGAUUUUAUGUAGAAAACAGUAAAUCACUUUAGCUUGGUUCUCACUGACUGGGUCACCUUUAUUGCUAUAUGCUUGACUUGAAAAGUGUAUCUUUACACUGCAUCUACUGUAUUCGGUGUAGCCUUACCACCUCAGGUUUAGGUCACAUUCAGCUUUAAGAAAUUGUCAAUAAUAUACAGAGGAAAUGAGAUCAUUGGUGUCAUAUGCUGGCAUAUGUGGAAUUAAUUGCCCAAGCAAGUAUAGUAUGUUUAGGUAACACUUUACUUGAAGGGGUGUUUAAGACUGACACGACACAGGGAGAUUUUAUGCAGAUUUAUGACAACUGUCAUUUAGUGUCAUUUGACCAACUAUGUCAUUUUUAAUGCAAAGAUGACAUUGUUUGAAAGUCUUUGUUAUGACAACUUGACAUAAACCAAUACAUCAUAACUUGUCAUAAACAUGACAUAGCAGAAUAAUUAUUAAACUUUAGAAACUACCUAGCUGUAUGGGUUUUACUAUGUCAAAUAAUUUUUAAAUACCUUAACACAAUGCAA